GUGGCUGCUGACUUGUAACAUAGUCAGUGUGAGGUAGCUUUAAUCACUGGAGAGAAGUGGGUACUGUAGUUAGACAUGGCAUCGAAAUCACUGUGCUUCGUGCUUCUGUCUGUGCUGGUGGCGUAUUACAUUUAUAAACCUCUGCCAGACAAUAUUGAGGAGAAAUGGAAAGUUAUGUUGAUGGAUGCUACUUUCAGAAGUCUUGGACAUUUGAGUACUUUGGCUGAGAUGUUUGGGAUGAAGCAUUACAUGGACGUAAUGAUGCUUUUAACCUUUGCGGAACACACAGAGCCCGUAUCCGAUGACAAUGUCAUUGUAAAAGACACAUCAUUAAUCAAUGUACCAGUGCGGUUAUAUAUGCCAAAAGGAAAAUCAAACACCCUGAGAAGAGCAGUGAUAUUCAUUCAUGGUGGUGGAUGGUGCUUAGGAAGUGCUGCCAUGAAGCCAUAUGAUCUGCAAUCAAAACAAGCUGCACAUGUGCUCAAUGCCAUAAUUGUGUCCAUCGAUUACCGUUUAGCGCCAAAGUUUCACUUUCCAGACCAAUUCAAUGAUGUGUAUGAUGUAGUAAAAUUUUUUCUGCAAGAAGAGGUGCUCAAAAAGUAUUCUGUAGAUCGUAACCGUAUAGCUGUGUCUGGAGACAGCGCUGGAGGGAAUUUAGCUGCUGCUGUAGCACAAAUGCUGCUUCAUGACCCAGAAGUCAAUGUGAAACUCAAGAUUCAAGUGUUAAUAUACCCAGUCCUCCAGAGCCUUGAUCUUAAUACUCCAUCUUACAAAGAAAAUGCCAACAUGCCUUUACUCUCCAAAACACUGAUGGUCCGAUUCUGGAGUGAAUACUACACCACAGAUCGAUCACUGUUUGAAGCAAUGAUGUCCAAUAAGCACAUCCCAUCUCAAGAUGCCCAUUUAUAUAAGGGUCAAGUGCUGGGAAAAAAGUGUUGGAAACUCACCCAAGCUUUCCACUCAAUGGCUGGUCCUGCAGGACUCCUACUAAUGGGAGCAGUGUUACUGCUGUGAAAAAAGUGCAGCAACUCCGGACUUAAGCCCUGUGUAUGUGGCAUACUGUAUGUCAUCCGUGUGACUCUUGUUCUCAUGUUGUCCCUCUGAAAUGCUCUGUUUGUAAGUAGGUGAAGUAUGAUUUUCUCUCCUUUUAUUUCAUACAUCUUUUUUUAUUGAAAAUGAAACAUUUGUUUUUACAAAUAAAGUUUUUUUUUUACACAAAGAAUUAGUAAAUUUCUGCAGAAGCUGUACCUUAAUAUGUCUAGUAUUAGAAUACUCUACCAGACAUAGCAAUAAGAAGGGGUGCGUUUCUCAUACAGACACAAGGCAAAUGGAACAGACACUUUUGGGCGGGCUAUUUACAAAAAAUAUUAAUUACAAUAAUUGUUCAUUAUUACUAUUUUUUUGUAAUUGCUGUGUCGUGACAAAACCAAUAUUUGGGUAAUUCAUAAUGUAUAUAAUAAAAAAAGAUAUUAGAAGUGCAUACCUGAGAUAUUAGGGUAUUUUUGAAGCUGUAUGAAGCAAUAAAUAAGUACACAUUUAAUACUAAAUACACAAAAGAAAUAUGAUUAUUUCUGUGACACAGCCCUGUGUUUACUCCAGCCUUCCUUUCUGUCAAACAGCAUGUACCAUUAACAGAGGCCAUCAUUCUACUGGAGGAGCAGUGAGGGAAAGGUAGUUCCUGCCCAUACAGUGCUGGCUAUGAGAACAGGCUAAGCCAGGGAUUCUCAGACUUUUCUACUGGAGCCUCACCCAACAGACCCAAGUGAUGCCUGGCCCUCAGCAGAGGGAUGCUUGAGUAUCCCCACAUGUUGUGGAAGUCCAUGCAAACAGUUAAAAUAUUGCUUAGUCUACCUUUUAUUUGUCUCCUAACCUAUGUUAAGCAGUAAUAUGAGCAUGCAAUCAGUCAAUAAUGUUGCUAAACCAGAGAUUGUUGAAGACAUGGAUAGUUACAUAAACACUACCUCCUGAGCCGCGUUUCACCAACAACUAGGGGGAACUUCACUGGUGAGGUCCACUUCACAAUUUUAGAUUUUAGAUAAAAAGAAGUGUCUGGCAAAAAAUUUGAACAGUGGAACGGGGGCAGUUUAUUGAUUAACAUUACUGGUAGGUCUAACAAAGGCUACUGAAAAUCAGUGAGUGUGUCAUAAUCUAAUUGAAAUGACUAAAAUCACUUGGUUGAUCCAAAAAGAACUCAAUUAGUGUGUAGAAA
Messenger RNA from Hyla sarda, 2209 nucleotides. RefSeq names its product arylacetamide deacetylase (gene AADAC). The transcript has 6 exons. The record is from RefSeq and is a predicted model, not a curated record. Lineage: Eukaryota; Metazoa; Chordata; Amphibia; Anura; Hylidae. The coding region runs from base 76 to 1014 and encodes 312 amino acids. Gene Ontology annotation, molecular function: carboxylic ester hydrolase activity. Gene Ontology annotation, cellular component: membrane.